Molecule: messenger RNA, 3040 nt
Organism: Pectinophora gossypiella (pink bollworm)
Lineage: Eukaryota; Metazoa; Arthropoda; Insecta; Lepidoptera; Gelechiidae
Gene: Ube3a
Product: ubiquitin-protein ligase E3A
Exons: 16
Coding region: 183-2933 (916 amino acids)
Biological process (GO): protein polyubiquitination
Molecular function (GO): ubiquitin protein ligase activity
Source: RefSeq, a predicted model, not a curated record
AAAAUGGUUGACAGAUCGUAGAAUAGAACAAUUUGAGAACAAUCAUUUUUUGUGUAUUCUACGUUUUGUUUUGUGAAAACAACCUGCAAAGUGCAUAGGUAGCGAAUGUACCGACUUAUUUUAUUGCAUUUAAGUUACUUGUCACACAGAAGUUACUUACCGCAAAGUAGGUAAUAAUUUCUAUGAACUCAAAAAGUGAAACUGACGAAGCUUCAAGGGGGAACGAAGCGUCAUCGUCAAACAAUAACAGUGCCCCCAGUAAUUGUGAGGAUCAGUCUUCACCGGGUAUAUGCCCUGCAGAAAACAGUGGUCAGGACAAUAUGAAGCGUGCUGCCGCCAAACAGUUGAUUGAGAGAUAUUUCUACCAGUUGCUAGAUGGCUGCGGUAACUCUAGCUGUGACAACCAGUAUUGUGCUUCCAGUGGACAGGCAAGGAACCUUACACCAAAUGAAGCAGCAGCUGAAGCCAUAAAACUGUUCUAUAAAGAAGCCCGCCUCUGCGACACCCAUCCAAAUAAAGUGCCUCGCACUGAGGCCAACACCUGUGAUUCUAGUGCUAGCACAACAUGCUCCACAUCAAAAACAAAAGAGAGCACAGACAAUAAAGAAGAGACAUGCGAGUCCCCAAACAUGAGCCUGGAACUGCAGGAAGGGCCCUCCACCAAACCAGAAGCUAGUCAAGAUAUAUCUCAACAGGAGGAUUUCAAAACUCUUAGUCAUAACAAUGGGGCGCCGCUGACGGAGGACCGGAUAUACCAGUUAUGUGACGAGUGCCUGCAAACCAAAGCCCCGCAGCCGCUAAUCAGGGCGUUAGGGGAAGCGUUCACGCAACCCGCCAUCCUAGCCAGAUGUUUCCAGAAAAAAGUCCGGAGAGAUAGCAAUAGUGGCGAAGGCAGCAGUAGUCAAGCAGACAAAGAAUCGAAAGCGAUGUGUUCGUCGACGGACCCAGACAAAGACGUGGACAGUGUAGCGGGCCCUGAGCUCGACGUGGAGUCGUGUCGCAGAGCCUUCCAGUACCUUGCCAAAGUGCCGUCAGAAUACUACAGCUCAGCGCUGGUGACAGCUCUAACGACCCUCGCAGAGAACAUGGAAAUCGACCUGCGGAUAACGAAGAAGAUGAACGUAGAUGACGCGGUCAAAUGCUUCAUCAUCGCCUUCGAGGUGCCAGAUCUUGGAUGCAGUGACUACCUCGAGAUAGCGUUGCCUGCGCUCUGCCAUGCCGCCGAGCACUUGCCCACGAAAGCCCAAGCGAAACUGGCGCGCAUGUGGGCAGCGCACUGCAAGGACAGCCUGCAGCACAUCCUAGAGACGUUGCAGCAGCUGAUCACGCUGCGUGUCAUCUCCACCAACUACACGAGGCACUUCCAGGUGCAGGACGACGAGAGCGUCACCCUAGCCACUAAGCUUAUGAAAAUAGUUUACUACGCAAAUAUGCUCGCAGGCGUGAUGGAGCCGAACACGCUGCGAGAGGAGCCUAUAGUGAUAGCAAAUCAAUUAGAUCCAUUAGGAGAUGCCCUCGACCACCUGUACCCACUGUCCUCUAUGAAAAAGGCUAACCAGACGCAGCCGGAUGACCCUUUAGCUAUCGAAUUAGAUGUAAAUGUAUUAGAUGCAAGAAAGCCAUACCUGCCGUUUGAUGAAUUCUACAACGAACCUCUAAGUGAUACUAUAGAAAUGGAUAUAGAUUUUGCUAAUUAUAAAACAGAAAUAACUAAUGGCAAGAAAUUCGCGUUCCUGAAGUACCCGUUCAUACUGACGGCGGCGACCAAGUCGCUGGGACUAUACUACGAGAACCGCAUCCGCAUGUACUCGGAGCGGCGCGUGUCGCUGCUGCACGCGGUGGUGGGCGCGGCGCCGCCCAUGCCCUUCCUGCGGCUCAAGGUGCGCCGCUCGCACAUCAUCGACGACGCGCUGGUGGAGUUGGAGAUGGUAGCGAUGGAGCGCGCGUUGGACCUGAAGAAGCAGUUGGUAGUGGAGUUCGAGGGUGAGCAGGGCGUCGACGAGGGCGGCGUUAGCAAGGAGUUCUUCCACCUCGUGGUCGACCAGAUCUUCAACCCUGACUACGGCAUGUUCACGCAUCAUGUCGACACGCAUACUGUUUGGUUCAACCCAACGUCCUUCGAGACAGAAGCGCAGUUCACCCUCAUUGGCAUCGUGCUCGGUCUAGCCAUAUACAACAACAUCAUACUCGCCGUCAACUUCCCCAUGGUCGUGUACAGGAAGCUUAUGGGCAAGAAGGGAUCCUUCGAGGACCUGGCUGAUUGGAAUCCUGUCCUAUACAACGGCCUAAAAGACAUGUUAGAGUACGAAGGCUGUGAUUUAGAAGAAGUCUACUACCAGACGUUCCGGAUAUGCUACCAAGAUGUGUUCGGCAACCCUAUUUUCCACGAUCUCAAGGAGAAUGGCGACUCCAUAUUUGUCACACAGGAAAAUAAAAAGGAAUUCGUUGAAAUGUACGCGGACUACCUUUUGAACAAGUCAGUGGAGACGCAGUUCGCGGCGUUCCGGCGCGGGUUCGUCAUGGUGACGGAUGAGAGCCCGCUCGGGGCCCUCUUCCGACCAGAGGAGGUCGAGACCCUCGUCUGCGGCAGCAAGAACUUCGACUUCAACGAGCUAGAGAAAUCAACGGAAUACGACGGCGGGUAUACAUCAGAAUCACAAACCAUCAAGGAUUUCUGGAGUAUCGUGCACAGUUUACCGCUAGAGGACAAACGCAAGCUGUUGCAGUUCACUACGGGGUCUGACCGCGUCCCUGUCGGGGGUCUCAGCCACCUCAAACUAGUUAUAGCCAGAAACGGUCCAGAUUGCGACCGCCUCCCCACCGCACACACUUGUUUCAACGUCCUCCUCCUACCAGAAUACGAAAGCAAAGACAAACUCGAAGACAGACUGAUGAAAGCAAUAAGCUACUCCAAAGGAUUCGGCAUGCUUUAACGUCCGCUUCGAUGCAAAUGAGAAUAUAAAACUAUUGUUGUAAAGCCAUGAUAUUGAUGGUGACUUUGUAACAUUAAUGAUUAAAGUUUGUUUUAUUUAUACACGAA